This is a messenger RNA of Acyrthosiphon pisum (pea aphid), 1511 nucleotides long. RefSeq names its product protein-lysine N-methyltransferase EEF2KMT. Lineage: Eukaryota; Metazoa; Arthropoda; Insecta; Hemiptera; Aphididae. The transcript is spliced from 7 exons. The coding region runs from base 615 to 1424 and encodes 269 amino acids. Gene Ontology annotation, cellular component: protein-containing complex. The record is from RefSeq and is a predicted model, not a curated record.
CCGUCUCAAAAAGCUCGUGCGCCAGUUCCGCACUGAGUGUUAAACACUCGUGCAGUUUUUUAAGAUGGAACACAUUACACUGGAAUUGUGCAAACACGUAGUGGUAGAUGGAACACGCAAUUGGCACUCGGUGCGCCCUCAGUGCAAUAGUGCAACUAGGUGGAAAACGAUAUAAGCUUUAUAGACGUUUUUGAGAUAAUCUUAUUUUUUAAUUAGUUGACUUUCUUUCUACCAAAUAACAACCAAUUUAAACACCCAUCUGCCAGCUAUCCACAAUGGGGAUUACGAUGGUUGACUGUUUGAAUAACGUCAUGGUUAGACAAUUCAUGUGUGCAACUCAACUCGCAGCAAUCAAUUUCAAAAAUAUAUCAAAAGAAGUUGAUUUUAUAUUAAUGAUCCUGUCACAUCCAAUUUUGCAGAAAUACCCACUGAAAACUCUGUACAUCACUACAUUUUUGAAAACAAUUAUUAUUCAAGAUGAGCUAAAAUAUAAGCAGUUGAAAUCUAUCAUGAAGUAUAAAGACCCCUGUCUAAUUUCUGAUUUCUAGAGCAAUAUUAGCAGUUUUACUUGUUCUUCCCAAAUCCUUCUAUGAAAACAAAUCUUUCGAAUAUUCAUGAUAUUGCUUAUUUUGAUCACUAAUGUAUUGAUGGAAAAUAAUGGAAAUGAAUUGAGUGAUGACUUAUAUUUAAAGUACGUUGAACUCAUCCAAAAUCAAUCUAAUGAAGGACCUUUUUACAAACACUAUAUACUUGAUAAUAAUAUUAGUAACGAGUUAACAGAGUCUGUCAUAACCAUCCAAGAAAGUACCAGUAUCGUUUCCCAAGGAACUACAGGACUCUGCACGUGGCAGGCAGGUAUAGCACUAAGCUGUUGGUGUUUGAAAAAUCAAGAUAUACUCAAAGAUAAAUUUGUUAUCGAGUUGGGUUGUGGAACUGGGUUGAGUGGAAUAAGCGCUUGUUUAAAUUGUAGUCCAAGCGAAUAUUGGUUUACAGAUUGUCACUCAGCCGUUUUAAACACCUUAAAACACAAUAUACAAAUUAAUGAAACACAUCAUAAAUUCAAUUGUAAAUAUGAUAUUAUUCAACUAUCUUGGAAUGAUAUAGAAGAUUUAAAAUUGUUUGAAAAGAAAAAACCAGAUUUAGUUCUAGCAGCUGAUGUGAUAUUUGAUGAUACGAUGUUUGAACCAUUAUGUAGUACGUUAAAAUAUUUUACAAUCAAUAUUACAACCGAAAUAAUACUGUUUUGUACAUUGAGAAAUUCUGAGACUUAUACAAAGUUCCUUGCAACUCUAAAAAAGUACGACCUACAUUUUGCACAAAGUGUCUUACCUGACAAUUACUCAAUUGUGUUACAACAAAAUUGUCCAAUAUAUAUAAUACGUGUAAAACAAAAUGCAGUCAUGUCUAAAUAUAAUAUAUUAUAGUUAAUUAUAAAUCAUUAGUACAAUGUUUAUAUUAUAAAUAAAUAUUUCUUUGAACUAUUCUUCACCACACAUACUGGACUCAAAAAA